AUGAAAGCUGAUCAAAGGCAUGCUACUUUAAAGUUGAUUAGUGGUUACAUUAUCGACAAUCUUCGAGACCCAAGUUUUGAAGUUACACCAGCUUUUGUCAUGGCAGAGAUGCAAAAAUUGCAUGGACUAGAUAUUGGGUAUCACAAGGCGUGGCAUGCUAUUCAACUUGAUUCCGCUUUAAUAAGAGGAACUCCCGAAGAGAAUUAUGAAUUAUUGUCUUCAUACUUGUAUAUAAUGAGAAGUAAAAACCCUAGAACUUAUACUAACAUAAAGAUAGAGGACAACAACAGGUUUCUUUAUAUGUUUUAUGCAUAUGGAUCAUCAAUAGCUUGUUGGAAUCAUUGUAGACCAGUGAUUGUUGUUGAUGCAACUUUUUUUAAGUCAAAAUUUCGUGGUGUUUUAAUGAUUUCAGUUUCAAAAGAUGCAAAUAACCAAAUUUUUCCACUAGACUUUGGAAUAGCAGAAUCUGAAAAUAACAAUUCCUAUGAGUGGUACUUUAGUCAGCUUCGCAAUGCAAUUGGGAGCCGUGAGAAUUUAAUUUUUUUAUCAGACAGGCAUCAAGCUAUUGCAUAUGACAUAGCAAAGGUAUAUCCUGAAAGCCAUCAUGGGAUUUGCAUCUAUCAUUUGGAGCAGAACCUAAAGCGAAGGAAGGUGAAAAGUGAGGUCAUAAAACUUUUCCAAAGUGCUGCAAGAGUAUACAGGCGCAAAGAAUUUGAUCUAUAUAUGUCAGAUAUAGCAAAAGUAGAUAAGAAAACUUAUGACUACUUGAUGGAAGAACCACCAGAAAGGUGGGCACGUUCUUGUAUUCCACGACGAUGA
This is a messenger RNA of Nicotiana tabacum (common tobacco), 819 nucleotides long. The record is from RefSeq and is a predicted model, not a curated record. Lineage: Eukaryota; Viridiplantae; Streptophyta; Magnoliopsida; Solanales; Solanaceae.